AUGGGCCGCCUGUUCACAGAGUAUCUUGAGGGCAGGAUCUACUGCUGCGGCGCCUGCAGGCAGCACAUCGCAAAGCAGACGGUGCUGGUGUCCAGGCAGUUCCAUUCAAAGCUCGGCCGCGCCUACCUUUUUGACGACGUGGUCAACGUGGUGGCUGGCCCCCUGGAGGAGCGGUUGAUGACUACGGGCAUGCACAUCGUCAGGUCAGAGGAGGCGCACGAGGCCAGCCAGAAGUACAAGGAGAGGAAGUUCAUACUGGAGCGGGUCCAGGUGGUCACCCUGUCAACCGCCAGCGCGGGCCCCGGGUCACCGGCAUACAGGGCCCUGCCCACCGCCGACGAGAGCAGCGACGAGGACUGCGGGGUGUAG
Monoraphidium neglectum is the source of this 369-nucleotide messenger RNA. Its product is annotated as Protein yippee-like protein. The coding region runs from base 1 to 369 and encodes 122 amino acids. The transcript is spliced from 3 exons. NCBI's taxonomy places the organism in Eukaryota, Viridiplantae, Chlorophyta, Chlorophyceae, Sphaeropleales, Selenastraceae. Gene Ontology annotation, cellular component: ubiquitin ligase complex. The record is from RefSeq and is a predicted model, not a curated record.